AUGGCCGGCCUGAUUGUUCAGAAAUUCUUGAAGACCUAGAAAAAAUUAUCCAACAGAGCAAAUCCUUUAAGUUUGAAGACAAUGAAAUCAAAAAUACAACUAAAACCAAAAAUACUACCUCAAAAUUCGAAUUACAUUUCAACUUCAAUGAUUGUGAAUUGAAUAUUGAUGAUCUAGAAAAACAAGCAAAAUUACAAAUUCAAUUUAUUAAUAAUCUUGGUCUAAAUAAGGGAAGGAAUUUAGAUAAAUUCGAUAUUGCUUUUGGGAUAAAAACAAUACUUGGUGAACUUGGUGCAUUAGAAGUAAAAAGGUUGAGGAAUCAAGAACCAAUAAUUAUUAUUCCAAUAAAAGAUUUGAAUAUUACGGACGAUAUUCCCCCGGAAUACGAUAUUGUAAGAUUGCAUUUCCCAACUGCUUCUGUAAGCUAUAAGGGUGAUGUGAAUGAACAAUUUAUUCAAGAAAUCAAAACCGUAUUAGAUAGUUCUAAUGAUGAUGAGAAAAAAAAAAGCACCGUUAAGAAAGAUAUUUAA
Messenger RNA from Dentiscutata erythropus, 530 nucleotides. The record is from the annotation of a GenBank genome assembly. Lineage: Eukaryota; Fungi; Glomeromycota; Glomeromycetes; Diversisporales; Gigasporaceae.